GAUCGAACUCAUAGAUAAAAAUAAUGUACUUCUGGAAGAUUUAUCCGAGGGAACAUUCAUUACAAUGGUUUUGGCACCAAUAUUGAACAAAAUUUUCAUUAAAAAUAAGAAAGAUUGGUAUGUCAAGUAUGGGGAGACUUGUCUUAGGGCAAGUGCGGAUGAUCAAAAUUCUCAAAAAAGGGAUGAAGAGCGCCGAUCCCCUGGAAGGAAAAUCGAUGCUAUUGUUAUAAUUAAAGAAGAGAAAGAAGAAUUUUCGGUCACAGAAAUUAGUGGACCCCCAGCUCAGAAAGAUUGGUCACAUUUCACGGGGGAUCGAAUGAAAAUAGUCAAGAUGCUGAAGACGCUCAUGAAUAGAUAUGCAAUGCUUUGUCCAAACUCGGACAUCAGAAUCGUGAAAUUGUAUGGAAUGCAAUUUUACUUAUAUCAGCUUAUUGUCUAUGAGUUUCAACUUAAAUACUCCGAAAUUUACACUGUACGCGAGGUAUUAAAAUUUCCUCUACCACGAACAUGGAAAGACAUGAAGAAAGCUCAUGAAACUGUAAUUGGUUUCUUGAAUUAUGAGCAAUUAUUAUUCAGGAGUUCACAAAAAAUAAAAGAUUUUCUAUGGAUUGAAGGCGAAAAUGAUGAAACUUCUCAGUCUAUGACAACUAGAAUGGUUUAUUCCCCUAAAGGUCCUAAACUUGCCAAGAAAGCGCGAG
Rhizophagus irregularis DAOM 181602=DAOM 197198 is the source of this 698-nucleotide messenger RNA. RefSeq lists its product as uncharacterized. The record is from RefSeq and is a predicted model, not a curated record. NCBI's taxonomy places the organism in Eukaryota, Fungi, Glomeromycota, Glomeromycetes, Glomerales, Glomeraceae.